This is a messenger RNA of Dipodomys ordii (Ord's kangaroo rat), 811 nucleotides long. It is a transcript of the gene Ang, whose product is annotated as angiogenin, ribonuclease, RNase A family, 5. Gene Ontology annotation, molecular function: nucleic acid binding; RNA nuclease activity. Lineage: Eukaryota; Metazoa; Chordata; Mammalia; Rodentia; Heteromyidae. The coding region runs from base 220 to 654 and encodes 144 amino acids. The record is from RefSeq and is a predicted model, not a curated record. Gene Ontology annotation, biological process: innate immune response; defense response to Gram-positive bacterium; antimicrobial humoral immune response mediated by antimicrobial peptide. The transcript has 3 exons.
GUUUCCACAGCUCUCGGUCUCCUACUAGGAAGAAGCGAGUAGUGAGAAACAAAAUCUUCUCUUUUCAGCUACUCUAAGUUUACAAGGCAAGGUGUGAGUGCUGACACUGGAGCUAGAACUCAAGACAUUGAGCUCGCACUUGGUUUUCUCAUUCAAGGCUACUUGGGUAUAUCUCGACUUCUGUGAAUAGAUUUUGAGCCUCUGUUGGAAGAAAUUGUGAUGGGCUUGGGCCCCUUGUUGUUGGUCUUCUUACUGGGUCUGUGUGUGACCCCACUGACCCUGACUCAGGAUGACUCCAGGUUCAAAGCCUUCCUCACCAAGCACCAUGAUGCCAGUCCAAAGGGCAGGAAUGACAGAUACUGUGAACGCAUGAUGAAGAGACGAGGCCUCACCUCUCCCUGCAAAGACACCAACACUUUCAUUCAUGGCAUCAAAGACCACAUCAAGGCCAUCUGUGGAGAUAAUGGAAACCCUCAUGGAGGAAAUUUACGAAUUAGCACAUCUCCUUUCCAAGUCACCACUUGCAAGCAUAGAGGAGGGUCCUCCCGGCCUCCCUGCCGGUACCGAGCCACAGCAGGAUUCAGACACAUUGUAAUUGCCUGUGAAAAUGGCUUACCUGUCCACUUUGAUGAGUCCUUUUUCAUCCGUAGCUAGAAGGCCACUGGCCAUAGCUAGCUGUGCUGUUCUUUCUUUGUCUUCCUUCUACACACCCCAGAACACUGGUGGUAACAUUCAGUGCCAGGCCUCUAGAAAAUGAGUUACCUGAAUCCCUUGUUUUCUGUUUUACAAAGUAUGUUCAGUAAAUAAAAAU